Messenger RNA from Prunus persica (peach), 1609 nucleotides. RefSeq lists its product as uncharacterized. Bases 845 to 1609 code for a protein of 254 amino acids. Lineage: Eukaryota; Viridiplantae; Streptophyta; Magnoliopsida; Rosales; Rosaceae. The transcript has 3 exons. The record is from RefSeq and is a predicted model, not a curated record.
UUACCCACUGAGGCCGAUGUAGUCAGAUAUCCCUCGGAUGGCUCCGUGAUGAUUUUUACAGAUAUGUAUCGGCACGGCUUCAGACUGCCGUUUCAUCCGUGGGUUCAGAUGAUGUUGGCCAAGUUGGGGUAUGCACCGGGGCAGUAUAAUCCCAACUUUUGGAUUCUUCUUCAUGGGGUGUAUAUUGCCUGGUGGUUGGCUGGGUUAGGGGAGCCAACGUUUGAGCAAUUCAUGUACUUGUACUCCAUUUCGAAGCAGCAGGGGAAUUUUGGCUGGGUACAGGCGAAUUGCCGAAAGGCGAAGGAGAGAGGCUAUUUUAUUGGACACAAGCCCACUACGCAAAAGUCCUGGAGGAACAGGUGGUGCAUGGCCUACGGGGACUGGGAGAGUCCUCCAGGGAAGAGCGUUGUCCAGCACAUUCCUACCCACUUCCAGUCUAUAGGUCCUUGGCCCCAUCCCUUAAGAUUGUCCAAUGCCUGAUUGUGUUGUCUUGGCUCCUAUUUUCAGUUCUGUAUUUUUUUUUGUGCCAGUGUAAAUGGCUAAGUAGUUUCUAACUCUUGAUGCAGGUUCAGUGAAGUGGGGCCCUAUCUCCAAGGAGCAAGAAGACGAGGUUGAGUGGGUGAGGGCGCAGCUAUCAGAGACUGAGCGUGAGUGCGGGAACCUAGUCACGCAGAAGAAUUUGUUUGAGUCUGGACUGCUGCAAGGAAGUAAGUACCUGGGUUAUCUUUUUGUUGUGUGUUGAACCUUUGCGAGUUUGAGUAAUAGAAUUGCUUUGUUUGUUUUGACAGUGGCUGGCAUCAUAAGGGGGAGCACGAAGGUGGCCGUAGACAUUGAUGAGGCCGAGAUGCAGAAGCGGCUGAGGGAGUCUCGUGCCAAGAAAGCUGAGAAGAGUGCUGGAAAACGACCCAGGGAUGAUGAUGAAGGUCGGGUCGCGGACGUGCUGGGGAAAAGGAAAGCCUUGGAGGAGGCGCAUCAGCGUGUGAUGGGGUCAGGGCCGAGACUUCCGCCUUUUGAUCUGCAGGCACCGCCGAAGCUACCCUUCGGCAUGGAGGACGUGUUCGCUGAAGGGGUAGAGAAGGUAGACUUCGGCAGGCUACGCCAGCAGAAGAAGGAGGUCAACCUGGCUAUGCACCGGCAGGAGGUGCCUUUAGUGAACGUCUUCCUGGAAGGCGUGAAGAGCGACCCUGAGGCUCUGGCGAGGACUCCAGCUUCUUCCUUCAUUGACUGGGCCCAAAAGACGAUCCUCACCUCUGCCUAUGCCUUUGGCGAGAUGUACGUCAGCAUGGCCAAGGCUGACAAGGAGAUCCAGAGGCUGAAGAGGCGGGAUGAACAAGCCAAGAGCAAAGUGGCGGAGGCGCAGGAGGCCAUCCGAGAGAAGAACGCCUUGCUGGUGCAAAAGGCGGCCCUGGCCAAUGAGGUGGAUGAGCUGAAGAGGUCGAAGGCCGAGGAGCUUCGCUGGGAAGAUAGGUUGGUUAGGUUCAACCCCUCGGUGGAGAUUAACUUUGACACCAGUGGCGAGCCUCCUGCACAGACCCCUCCUGCUGACGCUAGCGCCCCGACACCAGAGGCUGAGCCGGCUACUGAGGAUGCCCCUUCGACCGAGUCCUGA